Molecule: messenger RNA, 486 nt
Organism: Penicillium maclennaniae
Lineage: Eukaryota; Fungi; Ascomycota; Eurotiomycetes; Eurotiales; Aspergillaceae
Product: DUF3602 domain-containing protein
Exons: 1
Coding region: 1-486 (161 amino acids)
Source: RefSeq, a predicted model, not a curated record
AUGCCUGCUUCAAAUUAUCGCGUUGUUGAGCCUCACCCCUCCGUGCCUCACACCACCCGCCCGGCGGUGUACACAGGUCGCGGAGGCCAGGGCAAUGUCAUCAGCCUGAAGAACACCAAGACCACCGACUCUCGCACGGCCACCGGCCCUGCGUCGCUCACUCGUCUCGACUCACGCGCGCCGUCGACUUUCACCUCCGGCCGUGGCGGUGCCGGCAACGUCCACAACUCCAGCGAGCGCGCCAUCUUUAGCUUCGACGAAGAACUCGAGCGCGAUCUUCGCCGUGCCGCCCCAGUCUACCACGUCGGCCGCGGUGGCGCCGGCAAUAUGAUGUACCGCGACGAUUCCAGCUCCAGCUUGAGCCGCAAGUACUCAGCCGCCAGUACCGCCACCAACAGCAGCACCGGUUCCGUUGCUGAUCGUGCUCGCGACAUGGCCCGCCGGGGUCUCGAGAAGGGUUGGGGCAAGAUCAAGGGUGCCGCUUAA